Mercenaria mercenaria is the source of this 2616-nucleotide messenger RNA. RefSeq lists its product as uncharacterized. The record is from RefSeq and is a predicted model, not a curated record. The coding region runs from base 235 to 666 and encodes 143 amino acids. The transcript is spliced from 2 exons. Lineage: Eukaryota; Metazoa; Mollusca; Bivalvia; Venerida; Veneridae.
UUUCGCCAAUACCAGGUAAACAAGCGAACUACGCAGUGUAACACUCGUUAUCUGAUGUCAAUUCAACACAUAGCUUUUUAUUAAAAUUUAAAAGUCGCAUCGAUUAACCCUGAGAAAAAUAUCGAACACUGUGUGGACUGGGCAUAUUGAACACCCGGACAUUAAUUGUAUUCACUGAAAAAAAAUCUGGGACACAGACAGACGAAUACCCAGUUCAAACGAGAUCAUAUCAAGAUGAAAGGGUUAAAGAGAAGAUCUUCAUCAGGUCUCAAUAGCAAUUCCUAUAGGGUCCCUACAAAACAGAGAGGAGUUGACGAUUCAGAUUCGGAUACAGUUUCAGUCGCCUCCGAAGACUCUGGGAAAAGACCGCCGCGUAUGAGACGUAUGGUUACAAGAAAAAAUAGUUCCGGAAACGAAAAACCCUCUAUGCCAAAUAGACAGAGCACUAUGGGAGGAGUUGUAACCGCUUUUCUGGCACUUAGAUCUAGAACUAUUGUUAAAGAGACAAUUGAAGAGGAACCCCCUCCACCUCCACCUAGAAAAAUGUUAAGUGCGAAGCGAAGACUUGUAAAGAAAAGUUCUUCCACGGGUGACAUUUAUCCGUCUGCUGCAGUCUCUUUACGAAGAAAAUUUUCCGAGUCAAGGGCAGCAACUGCUCUGUAUUGAAGAGGAACUAUUAUACGAGGUCUUCCUCUGCUAACGGCAUAGCUACAUUAUAUUUAAUCAAAAUCAAGCUUUCCGUUUAAUGUUAGUGCCAUAUUAAAUAUGAAUGACGGUAUUACGCGUAGAGGCUUUAAGCUUAUAAACAGACACUCGGCAUUUACGGAUUUACUCGAAUUUGUAAAUGAAAAUUGAGAUAUAAACAAAUAACAUGGACAGCCUCACUAGGUCAGUUGACUCAGUAUUCAGGAUACAAGCUAAUGGUUAUUGAUUGGUGGAUUAAUUAUAUUGAUUUUCACUCGAGUUUUUAACUAGCUUGCAUUCAGAAGGAGGACUACAAUGUUUCACUUAUCUGUAGCAUAGCAAGCAACAUCGUCAGAAGGAAGUGUCUACGGAUCCGUUCCUCUAGACACGCCUGUUGGGGAUUAUCACCGAGUAUGGACCUCCUUUUUCCGCUUAUUGUUGGUUAUUUUCUCGGUUAUUUACGUUUUGAAAUAAAAUGUAAAAAAAAUCAAUUGCUCGAACCAUUUAGAUUCAAGUAUUGGGUAAAUAUCAAUUAAAUCUUAUUUCAUAUUUCAUUGGAUGUAAAUUACCCGACAACAUCUGGAAAAUGGAGGUCCGUAUUCUUAGAGAAUCUUUAAAAGGCUUGUCUAGUGGUACGGAUUCGUAUCUCUAGAAUCAUCUCAACCCAAGACACUUCCUUAUCAGGAAGAAAUGAAUGCAAGCCGAUUUGGGCUGAUUGCACUUAAUUAUUAUAACAAUCUAAACUCAUCAUACCACUUGUAUCAUUUAUUUCAUCAACCAUAUAAUUAUGUGUAGCUUGUCGUUAUAAAUGUAACAAGAUAAAUCCUUUCAGGGCCGCUUACUUCGAUCCUGGUUGUGUUCAUUACAUUGUCGGGUGUACGUGUCAAACUCUGUAUAUACUGUUUUUUCGACUUUUAACUCGAUGAAUCAAUAGUAGUUAGUGAGUUAGAAACCUUUAUUCUUUGAACUCUGUCGCAUUCAAACUCGAUAAAUAGUUGUUUUCUAGUGAAUUAGAAGUCCUUUUCUUUGAAUUCUGCCGCCUUAAUUGUAAUUUAGUGAAUUAGAAACAGUUGUUCUUUCAACCAACUCUGCCUCAUUAUAAUUCGAUAUAUCGUUGCUAUCUACAGAAUUUAUUUUUAAGCCUUUUUUCGUCGAAUUCUGCCGCAAAUAAACUCGAUAAAUUAUUGCUAUAUAGUGAAUAUUUAUCAUUUUGUCAUAAGACAGUCCAUUCUGAUAUGGGAAACGUUUAGUCUUCCAGCUUUGCCAACUUAAACCCCGAGAAUUUCAUGUAAUGUAUUGUCUGUACACUGCAACAGGUUAUUAACAUAAACAUGUAAAACGAAACACCUUAGAACUCGAGAAUUUAGAAUUUCUUGUAUUGUUUGAAGACUGUUAACAAGAAUAUGAGAGACAUUUCAUCUUUCAUUUCUAUCGCCUUAAAACUCGAGAAAUGUGUAUUUCUUAAACCGUUUGGAGACUGUAAGUAUAAAUAUGAGAAACAUAGUCUUUCAACUGUUUUAAUCUUAAUUUGAUCUAACCCAUUAUAAUGCAGGCAUUUCUCAUGUGAACUGGUCCAAUGUUCAUAAAACAUUUUUCGAUAUCAUUUGAGUUUGAGACUGAAAUUCUAAUAGCAAAUUUUACUAGACCUUCAAGCUGAGACUGACUAUCAGUUCUUGAUAGUCACUUAGAAUUAGUCGUUAACUUAACAUAUAGUUUUAAACAUGCAGUUUAUAUAUAAAUGACAGAUAAAGUUUCAUCAAAUUCAGCUGAGACUGAAAUUGUUUUGUGAACAUGGGUCCAGGACUAUGAAAAAAACGUUGAGAAUACUUCUUAUUUUGUCUUAUCUUCAGGUACUGAUAUGAGAAACAUACUAUUGUGAAAAUGUCAUGAAUAUAAUUAUAUCAAAAAACGAAUAAAAUAUUCCAUUCCUUU